AUGCCGCUCUCGCGCCUCCUGUUCGGCCUCAGCUGGCUUCUGCUGCCCGUAGCCCUGUGCGGGACCACAUGGCUGUACUGGUAUCCCUUGUUCCACGGCUGCGCGUUCCCUCAGCCCACCGACACGUCGCUCCCACUGCUCGCGGCGCAGGCGCCCUUCCGUCUACUCGCGCUCGGUGACCCGCAGCUCGAAGGCGACUCGUCACUGCCGGACCCCAAUGCGCCCGUUUUCCCAUCGCUCGAGCACGUGGUCAGCGACGUGCGCAAUGCCCACUUCGAACUCUCCCGCGUGCAGGACAUUGUGCUCGCGGCGGCCAAGGGGGCGGUGCAGGACGCGGGCGCAUGGCUCGAAGGCCACCGCAAGGCCGUCGACCUCUGGGGCAACGACUGGUACCUGGCGCAUAUCGUGCGCAGCCUCACGUGGUGGACCGAGCCCACGCACGUCAGCGUCCUGGGCGACUUGCUGGGCAGUCAGUGGAUCACCGACGGCGAAUUCGACGCGAGGGCUGCCCGCUACUGGCGCACCGUCAUGCGCGGCCUGCACAAGGUGCCCGACGCCACCAUGGGCGUCUACGUCGAGAGCGACCACUACGACGAGCCUGAAGAUGACCGCAAGAAGACGUGGGGCGGCACCACAGAGACGCUCGGCGCCGACAAGGCAUGGGCACGGCGUGUCAUCAACAUUGCAGGCAACCACGAUAUUGGCUACGCUGGCGACAUUGACGACGCCAGGGUGGAGCGCUUUGAGCGAGCCUUUGGGAGCGUCAAUUGGGACCUGUGGCUCACCCUGCCACCCUCGGAUGCACCAGAGUCUUUGGAGAACGAGCAACCACCAGCCCACAGCACCACCCCUUCCGAAAUACCAGAGGAACAACCGCCAGCCCUCCGCCUUGUCAUCCUCAACACUAUGAACCUCGACACUCCCGCCUGGACCGAUACCCUCCAGGCCGAAACCUACGCCUUCAUGAACCAUGUCAUCUCCACUUCGCGCCCCGUCACCGACAAGACACACGCCACCAUUCUGCUUACACACAUCCCCUUGCACAAAGAACCUGGCGUCUGCGUCGACAGUCCCUAUUUUGACUUUUUCGAGGGAGGCACAGGGAUUCGGGAGCAGAACAUGCUGUCUGAGCAUGGGAGCAAGAUUGUAUUGGAAAGCAUCUUCGGUCUGAGUGCGAACAAAGAUGCAGAGGGUGCCGGACUGGGUCGACGCGGUAUCAUCAUCAACGGACACGACCAUGAAGGCUGCGAUGUUGUUCACUACACUCGCCAGUUGGGUACAGAAAGCCCCUGUGACCCGGGCCAACUCGAACCGAAAGACGCCUAUUGGCCGACUCGAAUGGCAAACGACACAGAAAACAGCCUCGCCAGUGAUGAGGCCUUGGCUGCGAACAACGAAACUACGUCUGACGCUACUCACGAAGCCACACCAGAGGCUGGCUGGAAAGCACGCCGUUUCCCCGCUCUGUCCUACGACGUUGACAAGGACAAUACCUGCACUCACAUCCCCUCUUCCCCUCACCUCCGCGAGAUCACCCUGCGCAGUAUGAUGGGCGACUUCUCCGGUUACGCUGGUUUCCUGAGCGCCUGGUUUGACGCCUCGCUCGGUGAAAAAGGCGAAUGGGUCGUAGAAUUCAGCACAUGUGGAGCUGGUGUGCAGCAUUUGUGGUGGGCUGUGCAUAUUGUGGACCUUGUUCUUGUACUGGCUAUUCUUGGUGCCUUGGUCGCGAGGGGCAUAGAGGCGCUGAGAGAUGGGGAGGUGGUGGGUGCUGCGAACAAGGCAGAGGGUAGUCAUGGUGAUGUUGCGCCCCAUGCGAAAACGAUACGUAGACGAGAAAAGGUCGUGCAAGUCAGUAUUGAGCCCGGGGCUACGUCCUUGUCCACGACUACGCCGAGAAGAAGGUAG
Molecule: messenger RNA, 1905 nt
Organism: Ascochyta rabiei
Lineage: Eukaryota; Fungi; Ascomycota; Dothideomycetes; Pleosporales; Didymellaceae
Exons: 1
Coding region: 1-1905 (634 amino acids)
Biological process (GO): GPI anchor biosynthetic process
Cellular component (GO): endoplasmic reticulum
Source: RefSeq, a predicted model, not a curated record